GUGAAUCCAGAUCAUCACAGUGGAAGUGGUCCUGUUGGUGGUCCUUCUACUCCUGCUACUACACCUGUUAAGGCAAGUGAAACUGCGCCUGAUAGUGAAUCUGCGGCUCUUGGUGGUGAUGCUGCUGUGGAAAGUGCAAACGGUAAAGAAGGUGAAGAUGCACCUGCUGCUCCUUCUCCUGCAGCUGCAGUUAAACCGGGAGAC
Molecule: messenger RNA, 204 nt
Organism: Trypanosoma theileri
Lineage: Eukaryota; Euglenozoa; Kinetoplastea; Trypanosomatida; Trypanosomatidae
Exons: 1
Source: RefSeq, a predicted model, not a curated record